AUGGUACCCACAGCUACACCCACUUCAAACUCCGUGGAAAAUGGCGCUGCACAUCAGCAAGCAAUUGCUGAAAACAAACGAGCAUUUGACGAAGCAUUUGCCGAAAAGUACGAGAAACGGGAUUCACAAAUACUACUCAGUUACUUAUUUGUCAAACACAUUUUGGAAUUUGAUUUGAGUGUACCUGUCAAAAGAAAGAGCUUGGAUGAAUCAGAGCCCUUGUUGGGAGAUGGGCAUUUACCAUUUAAUGGAUUCACUAGGGAAAACACCUUGCCUGAUCCAGCUACCUAUUUAACCAAAUUCCCCAAUUCGAUUUUCCGCCCAGGGAUGAAAAUGUUGGAUUUUGCUUGUGGGACAGGUAUGGUGACUGAAUUAUUUGUUCCGUAUCUCAUUGGUGGGGAUGCGAGUGGUGAUAAUGGAACCAAGAGUGAGAUAGUUGGCAUUGAUAUAGGACCUGUGUUUUUGAAAUAUUUCAACGACAGAGCAGCCAAGUUGAACAAUGACCACCAAUUGUCAAUGAAAUCUUACGAAUACGACGUUCUUGAUCCGGAAAUUGAGCCAGAAUUGGCCCAAUUUAACAAUCAUUUCGAUUUCAUCUUUUCGACAAUCUCAUAUCAUCAUAUACACAAUUAUGAACAAGUGACUACGAAAUUGGCCGAUUUUUUGAAACCUGGUGGAUGGAUGUUCAUUGUUGACUUUUACAAUGAGGACGUAGAGCAGAUCGAUGAUGAUGAUGAUGAUGAUGAUGAUGAUGCGAGAGCGAAUGCCCACGAUCGGGAUGUGUCUCAUGGAGUUCAGCACAUGGGUGGAUUGAAAAUCAACAAGUUGAAUCGUACAUUGGGCGACUUGGCGGGGUUGGUUAAUGUGUCGAGUGCUAGAGAGUUUCGAACUACGUUGUGGCAACCACGUCUGUUUAUUUUGAACCAUUCGAAACAGUCAAUGGUUGAUAAGAUGAAUGCUGGUGAGUUGGAGUCAAGGGAUUUGGAUGGAGAGGUUAAUUAUUUGAUUGAGACUAGUUUGAUUUACGCAAUUGGACAAAAGCCGGAAAAAAAAAAAAACCAGUAG
Lodderomyces theae is the source of this 1065-nucleotide messenger RNA. Its product is annotated as class I SAM-dependent methyltransferase. The transcript has a single exon. The record is from RefSeq and is a predicted model, not a curated record. Lineage: Eukaryota; Fungi; Ascomycota; Pichiomycetes; Serinales; Debaryomycetaceae. The coding region runs from base 1 to 1065 and encodes 354 amino acids.